Symbiodinium pilosum is the source of this 1997-nucleotide messenger RNA. Lineage: Eukaryota; Dinophyceae; Suessiales; Symbiodiniaceae. The record is from the annotation of a GenBank genome assembly.
GUUUCAGCGGCAGCGACCAAGAGUGGCAGCAGGAGUUUGAUUUGCUUUGUGGAGAUCGAGGGUCAUCAGAGGGGAUUCGGCUGGACGCUUUCGUGGGCCUUGUGAACGACUCCUCAGAUGACGGGUGCUACUGUUCGGAGGAAGAGCUGCGAAGCUUGUUGCAGGCACGGGCACAAACCACUCCGCCCACUCUGUCCAAAGCCCCUGCACCAGCAGCAAAGUCCGCGGUGCCCAGACGAGCACCCGCCCAGGACCCACGGCACGAACUGAUCGAGGCAGUGUUUCAGCAGCUGGAUAGAGACAGCAAGGGCUACCUGACCGCGAAGGACAUGCGCCCCUUUGCAGAACAAACAGGUUUCAGCGGCAGCGACCAAGAGUGGAGUUCUGAGUUUGCAUUGCUCUGUGAGCAAUUUGGAUCAUCACAGUGCAUACUGCUGGAUGAUUUCGUGAAGCUUGUCAACGACUCCUCCGAUGCUGGAUGCUACUGCUCGGACAGCGAGCUGCGCAACCUGCAGCAGGCACAGCCGCAGAUCGCCGCUCCCACGGCUCCUCCAGUAAAGGCCGCGGCUCCACCUGGACUCACACCCAUGCAGGAUCCGCGACGAGCAUUGAUCGAGGCGGUAUUUAGAGCGCUCGACUCGGGUGGCACAGGUUCCUUGACAGCAAGGGACAUGCGCCCCUUUGCUGAGCAGACAGGUUUCAAUGGCAGCGACCAAGAAUGGCAGCAGGAGUUCGAUCUGCUGUGUCAUGAUCGAGGAUCAACUGGAGGGUUUGGCUUGGAUGCCUUCAUCAGUCUUGUGAAUGACCAAUCGGAUGAUGGAUGCUUCUGUUCGGACGAAGAGCUCCGCAAACUUCUGCAGCCACGGCCACAGACCACGCAGCCUACUCCGUCCAAGGCCCCUGCACCAGUAGCAGCAAAGACAACAGCCACCGCGCGCAGUGCAGCUGUAUCUGCUGCUCAGGAUUCCAGGCAUGAAUUGAUUGAGGCAGUGUUUCAGCAGCUCGAUAGAGAAAGCAAGGGCUACCUGACCGCGAAGGACAUGCGCCCCUUUGCAGAACAAACAGGUUUCAGCGGCAGCGAUCAAGAGUGGAGUUCUGAGUUUGCAUUGCUCUGUGAGCAAUUUGGAUCAUCACAGUGCAUACUGCUGGAUGAUUUCGUGAAGCUUGUCAAUGACUCCUCCGAUGCUGGAUGCUACUGCUCGGACAGCGAGCUGCGCAACCUGCAGCAGGCACAGCCGCAGAUCGCCGCUCCCACGGCUCCUCCAGUAAAGGCCGCGCCUACUGCACCCACUCAAGCUGCGCAGGCGUGCACGGGACAAACCGUGCUGACAAGAUUCUGCUUAGUUGCUGGUCUCAAGCUGUUUCUUUGGAUCAUUUCGCCCUGGCAGGACCCAAGACGCGAGUUGAUCGAAGUGGUGUUUAGGGCGCUCGACUCGGGUGGCAAAGGCUAUCUCACGGCAAGGGACAUGCGCCCGUUCGCGGAACAAACAGGUUUCAGCGGCAGCGACCAAGAGUGGCAGCAGGAGUUCGAUCUGCUUGUUUCCGAUCUGUGCCCUGGCACUGGGUCGCUGCAUGGCCAGGGCAUCUUGCUGGAUGGUUUUGCCUCUUUAGUCAAUGACUCUUCAGAUGAGGGGUGCUAUGUUCUGGACAGCGACCUUCGCGCGCUACCGAAUCGGCUGCAGCCACUGUCGCAGGCUCCAGCAGUGACGCAACACUCGGAUCCACGACAAGACUUGAUCGAGGCAGUGUUUACGGCGCUCGACUGGGGGAGCAAAGGCUAUCUGACGGCAAGGGACAUGCGUCCCUUCGCAGAACAAACAGGUUUCAGCGGCAGUGACCAAGAAUGGCAGCAGGAGUUUGAUCUGCUUUGCCAAGAUCGAGGAUCAGCGAGGGGGUUUGGUUUGGAUGCCUUCGUGGCCCUGGUCAAUGACUCAUCUGAUGAGGGGUGCUAUUGUUCGGACAGCGAAUUGCGCAAUCUUCUGCAGCCACAGUCCUGA